AUUACCAUUUUAAAAAAGCUAACUUGAAAUUAACCGGCCAUUGUUAAGUUAUUGUGGGUUUGAGUAAUACCUGUUUAUUAUCUAGUUAUGAAAAAGUUCCAGAAGAAAAUUGAGGAAUUGCAAAAUUAUUUCCAAUAUCAUAAUAAAUCUAAAGAAUAUUUAGGACAUUCCUCUAAAGUGCAUUCUGUUGGUUGGAGUUGUGAUGGCAAAAGACUUGCUUCUGGAUCAUUUGACAAAUCUGUUUGUAUAUAUACUUUAGACAGAGAGAGACUAAAUAAAGAAAUUACAUUUAAAGGUCAUGGUGGAUCAGUCGAUCAAUUGUGUUGGCAUCAGACCCAUCCAGAUCUACUUAGCACUGCUAGUGGAGACAAAUCUGUGAGAAUAUGGGAUACCAGAGUUCAGAAAUGUGUGGCAACUAUAAAUACUAAAGGGGAAAAUAUCAAUAUAACGUGGUCACCAAACGGAAAUGCAAUAGCAGUGGGUAAUAAGGAAGACCUGGUCACAUUCAUUGAUGCUAGAACACACAAAAUUGAAGCAGAAGAGCAAUUCCACUUUGAAGUAAAUGAAAUAUCUUGGAAUAACACCAGCGAUUUGUUCUUUUUAACAAACGGUCAAGGAUGUGUUCAUAUCUUAAGUUAUCCUGAAUUGAAAAGACAGCAUAUCUUAAAAGCUCAUCCAGGUACUUGUAUUUGUAUUGAAUUUGAUCCUACUGGGAAGUAUUUUGCAACGGGUAGUGCAGACGCUUUGGUAUCAUUGUGGGAUAUAAACGAAUUAGCAUGCACGAGAGUGUUUACAAGAAUGGACUGGCCAGUACGAACGAUAUCCUUUAGUCAUGACGGUCAACUUCUGGCUUCAGCCUCUGAGGAUUUAAUAAUAGAUAUAAGUUUCGUAGAGACUGGAGAUAAAAUUGCAGACAUUUCCGUCGAAGCGGCAACUUUUACGGUAGCUUGGCAUCCGUCAACGUACCUCUUGGCGUACGCAUGCGACGACAAAGACACUUAUGAUAGAAAAAGAGAUGCAGGGAGCUUGAAAGUUUGGGGAUUUCCUCCGGAUUAAUAAUAUACGUGUACCUAUCUUCGUAUCUCAAUAAAUUUUUUAGUUCAAA
Messenger RNA from Anoplophora glabripennis (Asian longhorned beetle), 1105 nucleotides. RefSeq names its product THO complex subunit 3 (gene tex). The record is from RefSeq and is a predicted model, not a curated record. Gene Ontology annotation, biological process: mRNA export from nucleus. Lineage: Eukaryota; Metazoa; Arthropoda; Insecta; Coleoptera; Cerambycidae. Gene Ontology annotation, molecular function: protein binding. The transcript is spliced from 4 exons. Gene Ontology annotation, cellular component: THO complex part of transcription export complex. The coding region runs from base 88 to 1056 and encodes 322 amino acids.